Messenger RNA from Pogoniulus pusillus (Red-fronted tinkerbird), 8120 nucleotides. It is a transcript of the gene GRM1, whose product is annotated as glutamate metabotropic receptor 1. The transcript is spliced from 9 exons. Gene Ontology annotation, cellular component: postsynaptic density membrane; plasma membrane. NCBI's taxonomy places the organism in Eukaryota, Metazoa, Chordata, Aves, Piciformes, Lybiidae. The record is from RefSeq and is a predicted model, not a curated record. Gene Ontology annotation, biological process: G protein-coupled glutamate receptor signaling pathway; regulation of synaptic transmission, glutamatergic. Gene Ontology annotation, molecular function: adenylate cyclase inhibiting G protein-coupled glutamate receptor activity; G protein-coupled receptor activity involved in regulation of postsynaptic membrane potential. The coding region runs from base 258 to 3806 and encodes 1182 amino acids.
CAGAGGGCACCAGCGCCCAGCCCACAGCCGUCGCCCCGCCGCCAGCGAGCCAGCUUGGGGCGGCCGAUGAGCCGCCAAUGCCUGCUCCGAGCAGGCUGAGAGCUGCUGCCGCGCCUGGCCAGGUUAAAAGCCACUAAUACGAUGGCUGCCUUGUCACCUUCGAGAGCAAUGCUGUAAGACUUCGCUGUGAUGGUAUUUGGAGCAACUUGGGCGUUAGAGGGAAGAAGUGGAUGUCAUUUCCUUUAUGCCCUUAAACCAUGUGCAGGCAAGAGGAGCCCAUGAAAUUCGUAACCUGGGUCUGGAUGACAUCGUGCAACAAAAUGAUUGGCGUGCUGCUGGUCUUUUUCCCUGCUCUGCUCAUGGAGAUGGACGUGCUGCCCAGGAGUGCCGGGAGGAAGGUGCUCCUCUCCGCAGGCUCCUCGCAGCGGUCAGUGGCUCGGAUGGACGGGGAUGUCAUUAUCGGUGCCCUCUUCUCUGUCCAUCACCAGCCCCCGGCUGAGAAAGUGCCUGAGAGGAAGUGCGGGGAAAUCCGGGAGCAAUACGGCAUCCAGAGAGUCGAAGCCAUGUUUCACACUUUGGAUAAAAUUAACGCCGACCCUGUCCUGCUACCUAACAUUACCCUGGGCAGUGAGAUCCGAGAUUCCUGCUGGCACUCCUCUGUGGCCCUGGAGCAGAGCAUCGAGUUCAUACGGGACUCCCUUAUCUCCAUCAGGGACGACAGGGACGGGGGUACGCGCUGCAUCUCCGACUCUCAGCCCCAGCCCCAGAGCAGAGUGAAAAAGCCCAUCGCAGGGGUCAUCGGCCCUGGCUCCAGCUCGGUUGCUAUCCAAGUCCAAAACCUGCUGCAGCUCUUCGACAUCCCCCAGAUCGCUUACUCCGCCACCAGCAUCGACCUGAGCGACAAAACGCUGUACAAAUACUUCCUCAGGGUGGUCCCCUCCGACACCCUGCAAGCCAGGGCCAUGCUCGACAUCGUUAAGCGAUACAACUGGACCUACGUCUCCGCCGUCCACACGGAAGGAAAUUAUGGGGAAAGUGGCAUGGAGGCCUUCAAAGAGCUGGCUGCCCAGGAGGGUCUCUGCAUUGCUCACUCUGACAAGAUCUACAGCAAUGCUGGGGAAAAGAGCUUUGAUCGCCUGCUCCGCAAGCUGCGAGAGAGGUUACCCAAGGCUCGAGUGGUGGUUUGCUUCUGCGAGGGGAUGACAGUCAGGGGGAUACUCAUCGCCAUGAGGCGCCUGGGAGUGCUUGGGGAGUUCCUGCUCAUUGGAAGUGACGGCUGGGCUGACAGAGAUGAAGUCAUUGAAGGCUACGAACCUGAAGCCAACGGAGGCAUCACUAUCAAGCUGCAGUCUCCAGAGGUGUUGUCUUUUGAUGACUACUACCUGAAGCUGCGCCUGGACACCAACACUCGCAACCCCUGGUUCCCUGAAUUCUGGCAGCACAGAUUCCAGUGCCGCAUCCCAGGGCACCCCCAGGAGAAUCCCAACUUCCAGAAGAACUGCACUGGCAAUGAAAGUCUAGAAGAAAAUUAUGUGCAGGACAGUAAAAUGGGAUUUGUUAUCAAUGCUAUAUAUGCUAUGGCUCAUGGGCUACAAAACAUGCAUCAUUCCCUUUGCCCAGGACAUGUUGGGCUGUGUGAUGCUAUGAAGCCUAUUGAUGGCAGCAAGCUCUUGGAGUUCCUCCUCAGAUCUUCCUUCGUUGGUGUUUCUGGAGAAGAAGUUUGGUUUGAUGAAAAGGGAGAUGCCCCUGGAAGGUAUGACAUCAUGAACCUGCAGUACAUAGAGCCCAACCGCUAUGACUAUGUCCUGAUUGGGACCUGGCACGAGGGUGUGCUGAACAUCGAUGACUACAGGAUUCAGAUGAACAAGAGCGGAAUGGUGCGGUCUGUGUGCAGUGAGCCCUGCUUGAAGGGACAGAUUAAGGUGAUCAGGAAAGGAGAAGUGAGUUGCUGCUGGAUUUGCACUGCCUGCAAGGAGAAUGAGUUUGUUCAGGAUGAAUUCACGUGUAAAGCCUGUGAGCUUGGAUGGUGGCCUAAUGCUGACCUGACAGGCUGUGAACCCAUCCCUGUAAAGUACCUCCAGUGGAGCAAUAUAGAGUCUAUCGUGGCUGUGGUCUUCUCCUGCCUGGGGAUCCUGGUCACCAUGUUUGUCACCCUUAUCUUUGUGCUCUACAGGGACACCCCUGUGGUCAAAUCCUCCAGCCGAGAGCUCUGCUACAUUAUCCUGGCUGGCAUAUUCCUUGGUUACGUCUGCCCUUUCACCCUCAUAGCUAAACCCACCACCACGUCCUGCUACCUCCAGCGCCUCCUGGUGGGGCUCUCCUCUGCCAUGUGCUACUCUGCCCUGGUGACCAAAACCAACCGCAUCGCUCGCAUCCUGGCGGGCAGCAAGAAGAAGAUCUGCACCCGCAAGCCGCGCUUCAUGAGCGCCUGGGCCCAGGUGGUCAUUGCCUCCAUUCUGAUCAGCGUGCAGCUGACACUGGUGAUCACGCUCAUCAUCCUGGAGCCCCCAAUGCCCAUCCUUUCCUACCCCAGCAUUAAGGAAGUUUACCUGAUCUGCAACACCAGCAACCUGGGAGUUGUUGCCCCCGUGGGCUACAACGGACUCCUCAUCAUGAGCUGCACGUACUAUGCCUUCAAGACUCGCAAUGUGCCUGCCAAUUUCAACGAGGCCAAGUACAUUGCAUUCACCAUGUACACCACUUGUAUCAUCUGGCUGGCCUUCGUGCCUAUCUAUUUUGGGAGCAACUACAAGAUCAUCACCACUUGCUUUGCAGUGAGCCUGAGUGUGACAGUGGCUCUGGGGUGCAUGUUCACUCCUAAGAUGUACAUCAUCAUAGCCAAGCCGGAGAGGAACGUCCGCAGUGCCUUCACCACCUCAGACGUGGUGCGUAUGCAUGUCGGGGAUGGGAAGGCACCCUGCAAGUCCAACACUUUCCUCAACAUAUUUCGGAGAAAGAAGCCAGGGGCUGGAAAUCCAAAUUCUAAUGGAAAGUCUGUGUCAUGGUCUGAACCAGGUGGAAGAGAAACUCCCAAAGGGGAACACACAUGGCACAGACUCUCAGUGCAUGUGAAGAACCAGGAGACAGGGUGCAAUCAGACAGCGGUGAUCAAACCCCUCACUAAAAGCCAACACAGCCAAAGCAAGAGCCUGACUUUUACUGACAUCAGCAGCAAGAAUCUGUGCAACACGGAGGAGGAGGAAGAUAGAGAGCCCAUUCACCUCAACCAGUCCAGCAGCCCCUCCAUGGUGGUGCACAGGAAGGUGAUGUCGACCCCCCCACUGCAGGCCACAGUGGAGGAGACCCAACUCUUCUUGCCUGAGCAGCCCUCCAAGACCCUGCCCCUGCAGCCACAGUCUCUCAUGGACCAGCUGCAAGGAGUGGUCAACAAGAUUGCCACUGGCAUACCCGACUUAAAUGCCAUCCUCCCUGCGCCCGGCUCGGGGAACGGUCUGCAGCCUCCCGCUCCGCAGCAGCUGCCUCUGACACCUCUGCAGGUGGCCGCCUUCAGCGAGGACCCCCUGUCUCCCCUGGCCGAGGAAGUGGAGAGCGAGAAGCUGAAGCUCAUUCAGGGAUAUGUCUAUGAGAAGAACCCAGAGGAGGAGGAGGAGGAGGCAGCAACCAGUAAACUGACUUUGGAAGACUCUCCAGCGCUGACGCCGCCGUCCCCUUUCCGGGACUCAGUGGCUUCGGGCAGCUCUGUGCCUAGCUCGCCCGUCUCGGAGUCGGUGCUCUGCACCCCCCCAGAUGUGACCUAUGCCUCUGUCAUCCUGAGGGAUUAUAAGCAAAGCUCAUCCACCCUGUAGACACUGAAAAAGACAAGGACUUGUGCAGCUACCUGCGGGGAGGCCCUGGGGAGAAAAGUCUCCAAGGGCUGGGGAGAGAGAGAAAGAGCAGAGAACAAAGCCACAUAUGACAGGGCAAAAGCUUCGUCUUGCACUUAAAUAAAUGGAAGAAAAACAAACAAAAAAAUCCAUUCUGAGGGCUCAAAAUUCUCUAGCUGUUAAAAACAAAAAACCACUGUACUUUGAGAAAAAGUAAUAGGAAACCAUAACAAAGCACAAACCUGAGAGACAACUUCUUUAGCCAAAAAAAAAACAACAAACCCUUAAUAACACAGAAAAACCACAAAGAAACCACACAUAGCUACACCCUCUCUUGGCAAUGCUUGAAAAGAACUCUGGGAAGCCUGACCUGGAGAAGUCAUUAUCACAGCUCAUAGCUGCGGUCUGUCCGCGGUGGAAGCAACACAUCCAGCAGGUGGAAGGCUACGGUGUGGUGUGAGGAGGAAGGAAGCUACUCCUAUGUGAGACAUAGAUGCAGAAACGACUUCUUUUCCUGCUGUCUAAAGGUGGCACAGCCACAUAUGUGUUUUUGGGGAGAUGAGCUGAGAGGAUGUGAAAGUGUAUGGCUCUUACUGACUUCUGUCGGAACAGUUUGUCUUCAUACUAGGCUGCUUCUGUGGGGAUCUGGGGGGGGGGGUUUAAACACUUAUUGUGAACAAAGAGCAAGAAACGUGAUCAAGUUUAAACUGGAGAGGUUUCUGAAUAAAGCCCUUGCUGUUGUAAUGUGGUCAAGGCUUAGGAAACUGCCUUUUGGUAUAAGAUUGCAAGCCACGCGGCUGAACCGUUACACGACAUUGCCUGUAGCAGAACUGUAUCUAUUGGCUACCUUCUCACAGCGCGACACCUUUGCCGUGUGACGACAUCACCCCUUCGAGCUACUCGAGACUCAGAUCCACUGGGAAACAGCUGUACACUUAGAGCAACAACUAUCACUCUGAAGAAGGGCAGUUCCGUACCGGCGGUGGCAGACUCGCUCUAGAGGCGAGAGCGCGAGCGUGCGUCUGUGUUUCUGUAUGCGUGCGUAAGGUAUGAGUGAAGUGCAACGUCCAAUUACUACCCCUGGGAGGUUGUCCUCUAUACUAUGAAUAUUUUUACGUUCCAGUCACGUUUUCUAUUGCAUCGUUACCAACAUUCAGUAGCUCUUUGGAGGUUUGUACGCUGUGCUGCCACAUCUUUUGGGUUUUCAUAUACAAGAUGAGAUGGUUGCUGCCCUUACAACAGGGCGCUUUGUUUUGCAAGUAGUUUAUGAAGUAGACAUAUGGAAUUAAUAACCAGUGCAUCAAAAACUUGUUGUUUUACAUGUUUGCAGCAAGUGUGGUUAACAAAAGAGAAAAAAAAAAAGCAUGGUUUAGGAAUGAUGUCUGUGCCACUAGAAAGGUGAGACAGGGAAAAGUAAUGAAACUAUUUUGUUGCUUCAUAUAAUUUAAAAUAAAAUCAUGCCCAGGCAGGAAAUUUCAUCAGUGCUUAAUGUGUGCAUCCAUUCACAGGGUUUGUUAUAAGUGGUUCUUCUUUUCAUCUCUUAAUGGUGUUCUGUCCAUUGUUUUCAGUUCUAUUUAAUAUAUAUUAUUUUAUCUUAGGCACCACUUCUAGGUAUUUUACCUUAGGCACCAGCUCUCGUUGUGUGGUUCAUUCCUCCUCCUCCUCCUCCUCUGUCCUUCAAGUGUUCCCUAGAGAUGGGCGUAAUCCAAGGCUCCCUAAUGACUGCUGUGUUUCAAAGUCCAGAUCUAAUGGCUGUGGUCUGAACUUAAUUAUACUUCCUAUUACCCUAUUUACAAGUAUGCAUAGUAGACAUAUAGAGGACAGGAUUUUUAGCUGCUACGAAUUGUUUCUGUGCUGUUGAGUUUAGCUGAGUGUCUGUCCCACAGCUCUGCACUUCACUUCCAAAGACGUUUGAAAGGAAUCCCUUCAUGUUAAUAUAGUUCCCAAACCUGGGUUUAACCACGCUUCUGGUGAAUAUUCUAUCAGAGUUCUUUCUGAAUUCAGUCUAUUUCCACUCUUCCUUCUUUUGACUUGAAUUUCAAGAAACCCUGCUGCCAGUCAUCAAUUCAUAGAAUCAUAGAAUCACAGAGUCAGUCAGGGUUGGAAGGGACCACAAGGAUCAUCUAGGUCCAACCCCCUGCCAUGGGCAGGGACACCCUCCCCUAGAGCAGGCUGCCCACAGCCUCAGCCAGCCUGGCCUUAAACACCUCCAGCCAUGGGGCCUCAACCACCUCCCUGGGCAACCCAGUCCAGCCUCUCACCACUCUCAUGCUCAACAACUUCCUCCUCACAUCCAGGCUGACUCUCCCCACCUCCAGCUUUGCUCCAUUCCCCCUAGUCCUGUCACUCCCUGACAGCCUAAAAACUCCCUCCCCAGCUUUUUUGGAGCCCCCUUCAGAUCCUGGAAGGCCACAAGAAGGUCACCUGGGAGCCUCCUCUGCUCCAGACUGCACAGCCCCAACUCUUUCAGUCUGUCCUCACAGCAGAGCUGCUCCAGCCCUCUGAGCAUCCUCCUGGCCCUUCUCUGGACAUCCUCCAGCAUCUCCACAUCUCUCUGAUAAUAGGGACUCCAGAACUGGAUGCAGAACUGGAUCUCUAAAGAUCCAAACGUCAUUGUUUCAUUCUCCUUAUUUAGCAGUGCUACUGAAAGGUUUGUCUGGUGCUCAUAACCAGCCUCCUUGUUCAAACCCUUUGCUCCUUUUGACAUGACCAGUGGCCAGUUGCUGUCAUUGUCUUGAUGUGGAAAGCACGAAAUGCCUUUGCCCAAAGACACAGUUCUGUCUUUGUCCAGUAGAUUGAUGUCUCUGUAAUGAACCUAGGAAACCUGAGGGUCACUUGGUUGAUUGUUGUCUGCUUUUGUCUGGUUGUUUGGUUGGCUUUUUUUGGGGAGGGAUGUUGAUGAUGGUGGUUUUUUUGUUCUGCUUUGCUUUUUCUCAUGUUGAUUAUGCAUUAAAGCAAUGAGGAUAAUGCCAGUUUUCUUUGCUGAUCACCUCACUAGCAACAAAUUCGAGCUUCUAAUCUUAGUAUAAGAUUUGCUGUGUUAUUUCCAAACCAAACACACCUUGUCAGUAGCCCAAAGCUAGUCACAGGAAGUUGGUAAUUGAGAUGGAUUGAAAAGGGUGGGAAAAAAAAGAACAGCAGGCUCACAUAGACCAUAGAAUCAUAGAAUUAACCAGGCUGGAAGAGACCUCCAAGCUCAUCUAAUCCAACCUAUCCCCCAGUCCUAGCCAGUCAACCAGUCCAUGGCACUAAGUUCCUCAUCCAGGCAUUGCUUCAACAUCCCCAGGAAUAGCAACUCCACCACCUCCCUGGGCAGCCCAUUCCAAUGCCAAUCACUCUCUCUGCCAACAACUUCCUCCUAACAUCCAGCCUAGACCUCCCCUGGCACAACUUGAGACUGUGUCCCCUUUUUCUCUUGCUGCUUGCCUGGCAGAAGAGACCAACCUCACCUGGCUACAACUUCCCUUCAUACCCAAAAGCUCUGUUGAACAUAAGACUGAAUUCUACUUCCCUAUUUAAAACUGAUUUCCACUGAACUAAAAGUUACUUCAGGCCUAGUAAUGUUCAGUGUCCCAGAAUGACUGACUGUAAUUUCUUGGUAGCUGACCAAAGUCACUUCCCUCUACCAGCCAUGUAUACAUCCUAACACAGAGAUAAGAGGCACUGUCCCUGGAGGUGCUCAUGAAAAGCCUGGAUGAGGCACUUAGUGCCAUGGUCUAGCUGACUGGCUAGGGCUGGGUGCUAGGUUGGACUGGAUGAUCUUGGAGGUCUCUUCCAACCUGGUUGAUUCUAUGACUCUAUGAAAGCUUCACUCUAACAUGAAAGUGGAGAGAAGGAAGAAGGAUGGAUGUAGGAUUUAACUUUGAAUGCCUGUAUAAGGUUCUUCUAUUACACCAACAUUCUGCAACUCUGAGGCAAUUGAUGAGACCUGCUCCUUAGAAAAAAUAGUGAGAUAACAAUGUGGCAAGUUGCUGCUGUUUUCAUAUCUGCCUGGUUUGAACAUAUUAAGCACUGAUUUUAUUAUUGCAAUGUACUUAUAUCAUGAGUAGUUUCCUUGACAUUCAGUAUCUUAGCUUUUAGUUUGCAAUUGCUAAAACUGGAAACAUGCACAUACAGAACUAUAUCUAAAGAGCAAAAACUCACCUUGUGUAUGUAGAUGUAUGAGCUGUGAGGCUUCCUGUAGAAGUUCUUUCUUUUGGCCUGUCAAAUGCUUGAUGAAAACUGCCUUUUCUUUGUCAAAAUGAUCUUGAAAAUGCUGUAAAAUAAAUAUUUUCUAUUUAUUAUUUAAAAAUAGAA